GUGAUGGAUAUCGAUUCUGCGCGUUAUAAAAACCUCUUCAAACUGCUGCAAACUACACCAACGAGGAUUGCAGAGUUGUGUCAGAGAGUUGAUAGUAAUUAAAAAUGUUGGUAAGGGACAAAAGAGUAGCUUUGCUCUUAUUGCUUUGUGCUCAUGUUUUUGUGGCCAAUGUGGUUGCAAGGAAUGUGGCAUCUGUGAAAAAUGAGGAGGAGAAGAAUAUAGGGUUUGGGAAGGGAGGUGGUUUCGGUGGUGGAUUUGGAGGAGGAGCCGGUGGAGGAUUUGGAGGUGGUGCCGGUGGAGGCUUUGGUGGCGGAGCAGGUGGGGGCCAUGGAGGUGGAGGUGGUGCCGGUGGAGGCUUUGGUGGCGGAGUAGGUGGAGGCCAUGGAGGUGGAGGUGGUGCCGGUGGAGGGUUUGGUAAAGGUGGAGGAUUGGGAGGUGGAAUAGGUAAAGGAGGUGGAGUUGGUGGAGGAAUUGGAAAGGGUGGUGGAGGUGGUUUUGGAGGAGGAGCUGGUGGAGGCUUUGGAAAGGGUGGUGGUGUUGGAGGUGGAAUAGGCAAAGGUGGAGGUUUAGGUGGUGGUGGUGGUUUUGGAAAGGGUGGUGGUGUUGGAGGUGGAAUAGGCAAAGGUGGUGGUGGUGGUUUUGGAAAGGGUGGUGGUGUUGGCGGUGGAAUAGGCAAAGGUGGUGGUGGUGGUUUUGGAAAGGGUGGUGGUGUGGGAGGUGGAAUAGGCAAAGGUGGAGGUCUUGGUGGUGGUGUCGGAGGUGGAAUAGGCAAAGGUGGAGGUCUUGGUGGUGGUGUCGGAGGUGGAAUAGGCAAAGGUGGAGGUUUAGGUGGUGGCAUUGGAGGAGGAAUUGGAAAAGGUGGUGGUAUUGGAGGAGGUGUAGGUGGUGGAUUUGGAGGUGGUGCAGGUAGCGGAUUUGGUGGCGGAUUUGGAGGAGGUUCUGGUGGCGGACUUGGAGGAGGAGGAGGAGGUGGAUUUGGCGGCGGCGGUGGAGGAGGUGGUGGCGGUGGAAUUGGUCACCACUGAGCCUUGGCGACGUUGCAUGCAUGACAAAACUUAUAUUUUUAUUUUAACGUCCUUUCAUUGCAUUAGUCACGUUAAUUGGUUUAUUGAAAGCGAAAAUGUUGUAAGAGUAAGGAGUUAAUAAUUACUCUCCUUAAUAAUGUGGGUCAUAUUAUUAUUGUAUUCUAUUUUCUGUAAUAUUUGCAGUUGAAUGAAAGAUUCAGAGGGAUAUAUCUACUCUUUUUGUAUUCAAUCAUGAGAAAGAGAAAUUACAGGAAAAUCACUUUUCAAGUGCCCAA
Cajanus cajan (pigeon pea) is the source of this 1300-nucleotide messenger RNA. RefSeq lists its product as uncharacterized. The record is from RefSeq and is a predicted model, not a curated record. NCBI's taxonomy places the organism in Eukaryota, Viridiplantae, Streptophyta, Magnoliopsida, Fabales, Fabaceae.